AUGGGGAUGAGUCUUGCCACUCGAGAAGGAGGAGCCUGGUUAGCAGUGGAGGACAGGAGGAGCAGUGGAGACAGGACACAAACUGUCCCCACCUUAUCUUUGGCAGAGGAGAGCUUCAAGAGGGGGUCCAGGGAGAAUCAAGGGGAAUUUAUCACAGAUGGGAUGUGGGAGGCAGGAGAGAGGCAGUGGCCCCAGGUGAUUCCGGGAUUUAUGGCUGCAUGGUGGACAGACGUGGGAUUGCCUUCUGUGGCUUUGUGCGUGGUUGGCAAUGCCUUUUCUGAUGAGCUCGGCUGCCUUUCUUACCUGGCCGCCAAGGCUCAUGCUGAGUGUCUGAGCAGUGGGCCUGUGGUCGGGGUCUCAAGAGCAUUGUGGUAUCUACGGAGGACGCUUAUGAAGCCAAGAGAUGCCAGUCAUGGUGGCACAGGGAGGGCAGUGCUACCAGAGCUGCCCCAAUUCAGUAUUUCUCGGCUUUUCCACCCCCUGCUCUGGGCCCCUUUUACGUUCCUGCCACCUCACCCCAUGGGCCCUCAGGUGGUACAGGUUAAGCUGGGAUGUGCUGGUGGGCUGUUGGCUCUGACCCCCGUCUCUCCUUCCUUGUGCCCCAUGACUGUGGGUCAGCAGGCAGCGCUGCAUGGUGAUCAGGUGUGUGGCUUCCGCCAUCCCACGGACCCAGUCCUAGCUUCACCGCUGAAGAGCUGGCUGAUUCCUGGCAAGUUACACUUCACCUCGCCAACCUCAGCGGCCUUAUCUGUAGCAAGGGAGGCCUGUAGCCACUUCAGUGUUUCUGUGAGGAUCAGAUGUGAUGGUGACAUAGGUUACAUGCCUGGGAUACGGGCCUUGGCACCCAGUGCCCCAUCAGCAAACUGUCAGCACUGCCUUGUUCCUCCGCAGGCCAAGAUCAUCACAGAGGCCACUGGUGCCUGGGCCCCUGACCCUGUGCCAAAGGCCCUGUUGCAAACCAAGCGAAGACCUAGAUGGUGCGACUCGGAACAUCAAGUGGCUGGCGUUGCUGGGAGGUACACAUCUGGCGACAGAGGUGCUUUACAGCCAGAUGCAGUGCUGGUGUUUUUUUAUGAUGGAAAUUGUGAUCUAUUGCAGGAACAUCAGGAGAACAUUCUGGGUAACACCAUGCAAAGUGUGAUUGCAUUGCUCAACAAUCUGGUUGCCUGCAAAGAUUCAAAUAUGAAGCUACUUUAUGAACAAGGUCUGGUCCGCCAUGUCUGUGACCUCUUCACUGAAACUGCCACACUGUGCUUGGACGUGGACAAUAAGAACAACAACAAGAUGGCUGCUGCACUGCUCUUCUCCCUGCUCGAUAUUCUGCAUGGCAUGCUGACCUACACGUCCAGUGUCGUUCGACUGGCUUUGCAGGCACAGAAGUCUGGCUCAGGAGGGGACACUCAAGCCGCCGAGGAUCUGCUGCUGCUCAGCAAACCUCUGACAGACCUCAUUAGCCUGCUCAUUCCACUGCUUCCAAAUGAGGAUCCUGAAAUUUUUGAAGUGUCAUCCAAAUGUCUGUCCAUACUGGUUCAGCUGUAUGGAGGGGAAAACCCAGACAGCCUGUCUCCUGAAAAUGCAGAGAACUUUGCCGAUUUACUGACAUCUAAGGAGGACCCAAAAGAGCAGAAGCUUCUGUUGAAGAUUCUCAGAAGAAUGCUAUUAUUCCGCUGGUUUGGAAAGCCAUUAUAUAUUGUAGUUAUUGUUGAAAUUAAUGAAGGGGUGGAGGUCCCAUUCAUCUAUGUCAUGUUCUGGCUUGUCAGUCUGUGUUUACCUCUAGAUACAGAUAUCUUGAGGAGUCUGUUGGCAGUGGAGGCUACGGAUGCCCCAGAGACUUAUAUUCAAGACAACUUUUGUGCCAGUUUGAUAGACAACUGUAGUGCGUGA
Messenger RNA from Odobenus rosmarus divergens (Pacific walrus), 1884 nucleotides. RefSeq lists its product as uncharacterized. NCBI's taxonomy places the organism in Eukaryota, Metazoa, Chordata, Mammalia, Carnivora, Odobenidae. The coding region runs from base 1 to 1884 and encodes 627 amino acids. The record is from RefSeq and is a predicted model, not a curated record. The transcript is spliced from 9 exons.